GACAGGAAGACAUAGCAGGUAAGGAAACAAUGAGAUGUGAUGAGCAGAACAGAACACAGACUGGCAGAAGACACAGAAAUUGAGUUUGAAAGCAUUUGAUGACAUUAUGGAUUCUACUAAUUGUGAGAUGCUCGUGACAGUCCUAUCUGUAGCCAUGGUGAUGCUGACAGGUCACCUGAUAUAUGGCCUCCCUAUGGACGGUAAAGUGAGAAGACCCAGAGCCCUGUCAGAAGAUUGCUCUUCUUUGUGUCCAGCAGGAGAAUACCAGUCAAACUGUCAGUGUCUUCCAUGCUCCUCUGGUUUCUUCACCAGUGAGAUGAACAGAGAAAACAGUUGCCACCGCUGCUACCAGAGCUGCGAUGCUGAUUUCUAUAUGGAGGUGGUGAAGGAGUGUACGAAGACAUCAGAUGUAGUGUGUCGCUGUCAGAAGGGUUAUGUAUGUACCACGAUAGACCAAUACACAGGCCGAUGUCGGGAGUGUGUUCCCGUCACCACGCCUAGCCUGUCCUACACCUCCUCUGACGCCCCUCCAUCCACCACUUCAUCCACCGCUUCAUCCACCACUUCAUCCACCACUUCAUCCACCGCUUCAUCCACCACUUCAUCCACCACUUCAUCCUCAAGUGCACAGAGCUUGCUGGUUGACUAUAAUUUGGUGUGGAUUUUUGGGUUAAUUUUGGUCGUGGUAACUGUCAUCAUCCUUACACUCUUCUUCCGGCACUGCAGAAAGAAAGAGAAGGAAUGUUUUAAGCAUUUUGUCAGGCAGUGCUCUCUGGGUAAUAUAGAGGUGGACAGUGAGACCAAACCUUCUCCCAGCCAACCAGAUGAGCAGCCCCACCCACAGGGGAUGCUGUCACAUGCCAGCAAACCCACCAAUCACAGCACAGACUGCUCUUUUCAUCAGCCAGUCAGCUCAGAGCAGGCUGUGCCUCCAGCUGGCAAUUUAGGCCCUCUCCACAUCUACGGUCCCCAUACAGUUUUUGUUAGUUUGCUCAAUCAGUUUGGAUGGGAUGGAGGAGAGAAAAAAGCACAUGAACUCCAAGAAGAGUCCCUGAAUGACAGCAACGCGUCCUACCCUCGGUCUCCUCCCGUCCAUCUGUCUGAGGAGGAACGGAGCAGAGAGAACGACUUUAUCUUCUUCCCAUCUCAGGAGCAAGGGAAAGAGUGCCACAUAUCUAAAGAAGAGGUGCUGUGAGGGAUCAUGGGAAAUUUGUGUCCGUUCUUCUUCCGUACUGUUCGACUGCUGUGUGGUUUGUUUUAACUGAUGCUUUAUAAGUACCCAGUUUUCAAACUCUAACCCAGGCAGGGGAUUUCAUAGAGAGAAGCAGCGUUAGGGGAAGACCUGAGUGACGGUAUGGAUGACAAAAGUGUCGUGUAUGAGCCGGACAGUUCAUGACAGCUUUUGAAAUAUUCCCCAUACAGUAGUACGUGUAUGCAUAACCACUGAUUCUAAACCAUCAGAACAGCAGUGGGAUCCUAAUGUUGAUUUUGUGAAGAGUCGAUACCACAGGCUUUCAGUUCACUGCAGGUCUUAUGAUGGUUGAAUGACCCUCGGGAACGAAGCGGAAUCUCAGUGCCUCUUUUCAAAGUGUUUGAAGGCAAAGAGCAGCUCUAAAACACUCAGAAGAUUCACAUAUACUGUAUGUUGAGAUAUUUAUUUGAAGUAAAGUUUAUUGAAGUUA
Rhinichthys klamathensis goyatoka is the source of this 1682-nucleotide messenger RNA. RefSeq names its product tumor necrosis factor receptor superfamily member 5. The record is from RefSeq and is a predicted model, not a curated record. NCBI's taxonomy places the organism in Eukaryota, Metazoa, Chordata, Actinopteri, Cypriniformes, Leuciscidae. The transcript has 9 exons. Gene Ontology annotation, molecular function: protein binding; antigen binding. Gene Ontology annotation, cellular component: external side of plasma membrane; CD40 receptor complex. The coding region runs from base 107 to 1195 and encodes 362 amino acids. Gene Ontology annotation, biological process: positive regulation of tyrosine phosphorylation of STAT protein; inflammatory response; B cell activation.